Molecule: messenger RNA, 6094 nt
Organism: Xenia sp. Carnegie-2017
Lineage: Eukaryota; Metazoa; Cnidaria; Anthozoa; Malacalcyonacea; Xeniidae
Product: apoptotic protease-activating factor 1-like
Exons: 15
Coding region: 365-5284 (1639 amino acids)
Biological process (GO): signal transduction
Molecular function (GO): protein binding; ADP binding
Source: RefSeq, a predicted model, not a curated record
GGAGUUUUGUUUAUUGCCGUGAAGUUUUGUUUAUUGCCGUGGAGUUUUGUUUAUCGCCGUGACACUUGUGGGCCACCCUAUCGAAGUCUAUCGUUGACAUUAUUAUUUAUUAUGAUACAUAAUCACUAAUCAUGAUUCAUAACACAGACCGUAAUACCGCAAGCGCCCCCCCUGGGAUGUGCUGAUAUUGUGAUGUAAAUAUCUAUGUAGACGAUGUUAAUGUAAAACAAGAAGUAUUGCUAUGGUUGAAAUUUCACAAAGAAGAAGCGAAAUAGUAUGUAUUAAAAGUACUGAUGGUUGGUUAACGAAUGAUUAAUGUUCUCAACUUGUUUCUCAGAAUGCAGCACAGGAAGUGGAAUUAAUAAUGGCAACAAGCCUCAACGUUACAAUGGAGAGUAUUGUUCCAAAAGAUAGUCUUCUCUUGGAUAUUGCCGAAAAGAUUGGUUCCCAGUGGAAAGAUCUUGGUAGAAAGUUGGAGAUAUUAGAAGAAACAUUAAGCAAUAUAAGCCAUAAUUAUAACAAAGUGGAAGAAAUGGCAAAUGAAAUGCUUUUAACGUGGAGGAGAAGCAAAGGAAAAAAUGCAGCGGUUAAAAUGUUAGUUGACAAUUUGAUCGAAAUUGGCCGUCGAGAUGUCGGAGAAUAUUUACAAGCUUAUAUUUUAAAUGAUUGGGGAAGAAUCGAAAAAGGGUGCCAACGACUGCUUGAAGUAAUGGAUAUUACUGAUGAGAUAGCUAAGGAUUGGAAAAGGUUGGGAAUGAAGUUGGAAAUACGACCUUCGGAAUUGGAGAGGAUAGAUAUAGAUUUUUCAACUGUGAAGGAGAAGUCAUCUCAAAUGUUGUUGCAAUGGAAAAAGGAAAGAGGAAGAGAUGCUACUACAAGAAAAUUGGCUGAUGUCUUAAUUGCAAUUGGUCGUCGAGAUGUUGCAGAAAAAUUGCACCAAGAAGAAGACGAAAGCAAAAAUAAGGACAACCAAAGACAACCAAAAGUUCCGUAUGGCCUGCGUGAAUUGCCCAGUGACAUGGUUGAGCGGCCAUCACUUGUAAACGACAUUAUAGAGAAACUUAAGUCGGGGAGUAAUAGGGUGGGAGUUGUAGGCGUUCGUACGAGAGACAAAGUAAGUAUUCGCGGCAUGGGUGGACUUGGAAAGACUGUAUUAGCUCAGGCUGUUGCUUGGGUUCAAGCAGAACAGCGUCACGUAAUUUGGCUUGAUAUUGGACAAAAUCCAGACUGCCUAAGUCUUCUAAAUACACUUAUCAAUGAACUGGGUGGAGCAUUAACUUAUAGUAACGAAGAAGACGCGCAAUCUUGGUUGAGAGAAAACACACGGGACAAAGAUUGUUUGCUUGUUCUUGACGACGUAUGGAAACUAAAACACGCCAGUUUGUUUGACUGUUUAUCUGGUCGUUGUCAGUUGCUGAUUACAACACGAGACGCAGACGUUGUUUGUGCCUUAAAAGGCGUUGUAGUCAAAUUACAAGUAAUGCCUAAAGAUCAAUCUCGCCAGCUUUUAUACAAAGGUGCGCUUGUUACUGCUAAUGAACAAUCAACAUUUUCCUCCAAAAUGCAAAGCAUAGUGGAACAAUUGUUAGAUGAGUGCCGUGGUCUCCCGCUGGCUUUGUCGAUCGUCGGUGCAACCUUAAUGGAUACUCGUGCUAAACAGGAUUGGCAAGAUAUUUUAGACGAACUUAAGAAUGCAAACUUACAACAGCUAAAAAUAAAGUCUGAAGACGAUCUCUUGCCUGGUGAAUACCAAUACACAAACGUUUCGGCUGCUAUUGAAGUCAGUUUAAAACGACUGAGCCAAAUUAAAGCAGAAUACGAAGAAAGGUUUUUUGACUUUGCCAUUUUUCCAGAAGAUACCGACAUCCCAUCAGACAUUCUUGAACUCUUUUGGUCAUCUGAGAACAUUCCAGGGCGAAAUGCAUGUAGUGCCAAAGAAACAAGAAAAAUAUUGCGUGUGCUUGAGAGAAAAUCUCUCAUACAAAAAGGACCUGUAAUGGAAGAGAAAACUAGCUAUCGUGUCCAUGAUCUAGUGCUGGAUUAUGCUCGUGAAAAACUACGAAGCGAAGAUCUUUCCAAGCAAAGAUCGGUGGAGGAUGUUCAAAGUCAGUUCCUUGAUGCACUACGUGAACAAUGCACAAACCGCGAAUGGCCAUGCUUCAAUGGAAAAAGAGACUAUUUUUUUAGAUAUUUACCUUACCAUCUCCAUUCGUCGAAACAAUAUGAAGAACUUCAACGGCUCUUCUUCAACUUCCAUUGGCUGCAACAAAAGGUGAAAGAAACUAAUCUACCAUCUUUGAUAUCAGAUUUUCGAUUUCUUGAACACCCCUUGAACGAAAUCAAACUUCUUAAAUCGUCGUUAAUGUUGUCUGCUGAUAUCAUCGAAAGCAGUCCAAAUUCAAUUGGUCCUCAGUUGCUAGGAAGGUUGCUUUCCCAUGCGGAGGAGUUUCCAAGAGUAAAAAUACUGUUAGAUCGAGCCCGUGAAACUUGCUCUACGACUUGCCAUCUCGUUCCGUUGUUUUCAUGUUUAUCAGACCCCACAGGUCCGUUGAUAAAGAUAUUCAGAAAACACCAUGACAAAGUUUUAGCGUUGGUUACUACUGUAGGUCCUUCAGGAAAUGUGGUGAUCUCAGCGUCAACGGACUGCUUGAUAAAAGUACAUGAACUGGAAACAGGUCGGGAGUUAGAAGUGCUCCGAGGUCAUACAAUGGACGUCUACUGCCUCGCGCUGUCGCACUGUGGAACAAAGCUUGCAUCGGGUUCCUAUGAUUCUUCGACAAAACUUUGGAGCUUAGACACAUAUAAAUUGCUAUUUACCAUGGAAGCUGAAGGAGGAUUUGUCAAUACACUGGCUUUUAGCUUUGAUGACAAUCGUCUUUUCACUGGUUCAAAUGAUGGUAAUUUGCGAGUAUGGGAUGUAGCUAAUGGCAAAUUAUUAUUUGCAAUGGCAGCACAUAAAACGAAUAUGCAUAUUCGAGGCUUAUGUACCACCAGAGAUGGCCGUAUGAUAGCGACGGGAUCACUUGAUUUUACAAUCAAAUUAUGGGAUGCUUCUACAUUGAUUCACGUGGCAACACUAAAAGGCCAUACAGACACCGUUUAUGCCGUAGCAGCUACUUACGAUAGUAAAAUGAUUGUUUCUGCCUCUGGUGAUAAAACUUUAAAGAUCUGGAAUUUGCAGUCAUUUCGCGAGUGGCAAACAUUAAAGGGACACCAAGGAGAAAUAUACAGUGUCGCUGUAAGCAGUGACUCGAAAUAUAUAGUUUCUGGAGGACAGGAUAUGCACGUAAGGUUAUGGUGCUUUCAAACUGGAAAAUCUCUUUUUUGUUUUAAAGGACACAGCCAAUCUAUUAGAUCUGUUCUCAUAAUUUCAAAUGGUGCAAAAGCACUGUCUGGCAGUCAAGAUAAGACAUUUUUCAUGUGGGACCUGGAUACAAGUAAACGUUUGAACGACGGGUCGUUUCAUGGUCAUUGUGAAGAUGUAAUGGACAUUGCAAUCACACAAGAUGGCACGAACUGUGUUUCGUCAUCUAUGGAUGGAACAUUAAAAAUCUGGAAAUGUGACAAUGCCAACGAAUGCUUUAAUUUGAAAGGCCAUACCAAAAAAGUAAAAAGUAUUUCUAUCUCGAAUGAUGGCCGUCUUGUUGUUUCGCUUGGAAAAGAUUUUUUAAUUAAGGUUUGGAAUUUGCUCGAUGGAGCAGAAAUUUGCAGUAUCACUGGCGAUGAGCAAUCACGUUUAGUACGUUUUGAUUUUAACGGGGAGCUUGUUCUUAUUGGCUGCAAAGACAACAAGAUGUAUGUUUGGGACUGGCAAAACCAUGGUGGACUUAAAUGCGUCACGCUUCCGACAUUCACAACUGUGGAGAUUGCAUGGGAUACUAACAUUGUUUAUACCUGCAGCAGAAACAACGAAAUUUGUCAAAUUGAUAUGAAAUCUUAUGAAGUAUCACCCAUCUGUCAAGGUCCUAACCCAAGUUGUACAAAAAUGGUUAUUUUACCCAAAGGUGAAGCCAUUCUUGCUGGCAUUGUGAGAGAUUGUGUAUUCAUUUACUGGGAGCUAUCAUCUUGGCGUGAAAUCAGAUACAAAACUGAGCAUCCUCAAGAUUCCAUCGUCACAGCAAUUGAUAUUACAAGCGAUGGAAAAUUUGCUCUAACAGGAAGUAGUCUUGGGACAAUUUCACUGGUUGAUCUUGAAACGUCGAAAGUGGAGCAAAAGUUUGAAAACACGGAGUCUGGUGAAGGCGUACAUUUGAUUAGCAUGUUGCCAUAUGAUCUCAGUUUUAUCAUGGUUGACGAGGAAAAUCGAGUGGAACUAAGAAACAUCAAUAGCUGCAGUGAAAAAGUACUACUAGAUCAACCUUAUGUGAAAGUGAACUGCGUGACACCUCUUGGCUUGCAAUACAUACUGCUUGGCUGUGAAAACGGAAUUCUGUUGCUCUUUAAAUAUAGAGACAGCAAUCCAAUUCAAUAUAGAAAAUCCGCAUUUGAAGAAUCCGUGACCCAAGUCAAAGGUCAUCCAAAUAACGAAUAUCUUUAUUUUGCUGCUGGGACAGAAUAUGGAUCAGUAAAACUAUGGUACGUAACAAAAUUCACUCCUCCAAUAAUGACUGAAGUCUGGUCACAUGAUCGUCUUUACCGGUAUCCAAUAACAGCUCUCGCUUUUGUGCCUGAAACAGAAGAUGUUGUAUGCAGUUCUUAUGAAAACUUUGUGCUUCGGUUGAAUGCCAACGGAGUCGUCCGCAGGUACAGUUACAAAAGUUAUGGGAUUGCAGCGCUGCGUAUUGUAAGUGAGAUGCUUGUUGCUGUUUUUGCACAUAAAUUUAGUGUAGUGAAAUGGUGUCUUGAUGAUGGUGAGAUCGUCAAAAAGGUUCACAGUGACGAGGGUAGGGAACAGAUGUCGCGUGCAUAUCUUGCGCUUGGUGACAUGCUUAGUUUUGGGCAACCAACUGAUAAUUGUUUUAAACGCAUCGUUUCAAAGGGGUCUCAUGAUUCUCUUUUCUACUGGGAACUACAAACAGGCAAAAUUAUUCAUCUCAUGCAUGGUCACUCUCAUGAUAUUCGUGCUUUAACGUUUAUUCCUGGAGGAGAGUUUUUGCUUUCCGGCUCACGCGACAAAACGCUGAAACUUUGGAAUUUGAAAAAUGGACGAUUGAUCGAGGAGUUCCAGUUUGAUCAUUACAUUCUCGCGAUUGCCUGUGCUAAAAAUGGAACUGUUUGUGUCGGAUUACAAGGAGGGCAGGUUUGUUUCUUGCGCAUCAAAACAUUAGCAGCAAAUGCUCAGUAGAACUUAUGAUGAAAAUGUUUUAAGCGACAAUAUGUUGUAUAUUAUUGUUUUAUCUUAAUAGAUCAGGCUACUAAUAUAAGUGGGUCUAAAAUCAACAUGUCUUUAGCAAAUAAUUCAUUCAUUGUUCUUUCAUUUAAUAAAAAAAGCAUAUAGCAGGGGUAAAAUAUCGGGCUGAUUAAACAAGCAAUAACUUUGGGCAAUUUUCCCACCUACAAAUAAAGUCAUGACAAUCAUCAUUUCUCUUGAAAAAGCGUCGACUUUUUUUAAAUGGUAUUUUUGGUGAAGAGCAGCGGUUUUUUUAAGAUAAAAUAAAACGAUCAUUGUACAAUUUAACCUUAAACUUUCCUUGCUUUUUGAACAAUUAUAUUGUAGUUAAUUUUUAUAAUAUUUGAGAAACAAAUGAAACAUAGUAUUCUUAAAAUAGUUUCUUUAUAAAGUCAUAUUUAAUGUAUUUAUACUUAUAUUAUUUUAUUGAUGUAAAUAUAGUAUAGUUAUAACUUUAAAAUUCAUUUUUACUUACAAAACUUUUUAAAUAGAUCUGAAAAGCCCGUUUUAGGGAGAUCUCAUAAGAUUAAUAAUAUCAAUAACAUUAAACAAUAAUUAAUAAACACUAAAAAUACGUGGUAGUUUAGCGAAACGUUUUAGGCGUACUAUAGGUAGAAAUGGUCUGUAAAUAAGUAAAUGUGGUGUGUACAGAUAAUAUUCAGCUUUAUACAGUUAUUCAGCUUAAUUUCAGCUUUAGCUUAGUAUUUUUGUUCAGAAAUGGUAGUAUAGAGCUACUAGCUGGAAAUUAGAUUUUUAAAAGCUGAA